AUGGGAUUCGGUUUCAAAUGGAUCCUGAGCUUUUGCAUGCUCGUUAUCCCCAUCGCCAUCACCCUCGGCGUUCUUUUCCCGCUCCAGAACGCACACAACCGUGGUGGAAACACCGGUAGCUUCCUCGGCGACGGCGGCUUCGGCACCGGUCCUGGAGGCGGAGCGCCCAAGCCCAAAAACAACAACGUUGAGCUGGCUAAAGCAUGCACACAGUUUGCUGACCUGGGCAAUCCUCUGCGUUAUUUCUGGGAGAAGGGUCAGCAGCAGUAUACCUUCAAUCCUAACCAAUGGGGUCUCUCCAACGACGCAAAGAGUGGCAUGUGUAUGGAUGUCCUCUUCAACAACAACGGCACUUAUGACAAGCCGGAGAAGGCUCCUCCCUUCCAAGUUACCUGGCAGUACUCUCCCGCUCCCGCCGGGCAGAACAAUGUGCACGCGUUCGCCAAUAUCAAGCUUGAAAAAAUCUUUCCCAAGAAGCUCGACACCAUCAAGAAGCUAUACGUUGAUUUCGAGUGGAAAUAUGUCAUGGGCAACGACAACUCAACGGCGAGCGAAUCGUCGACCCUCGCUUCCCAAAGUGUCAACACCAACGUCGCCAUUGAUAUGUUCGCCGACAAGAACAGCGAUACCUCUAAGAGCAACGAAAAGGCGGCUUUCGAAAUCAUGAUAUGGUUUGCUGCCAUUGGCGCGUCUGCCCACGUCAUUGGUCAGGACACGACGUCCAUUGUGACGACAAAGAGUCUCGCGGAUGCCACCACCGGCACCCAGGUCACCUUUGACUUGUAUGCCGACAAGCAUCCCACCACCAGUCAGUUUGUCCUGACCUGGAAGGCUCAAACGAUUACGGAAAAAUUCCACGGCGACGUGUACCCACUGAUCGAAUACAUCCUCAACUCUGGCAACUCGAGCUACCCGAACUCAGAUGCCUAUCUGGGCUCGUUUGGUAUGGGCACCGAAGCCUACGAUUCGCCGUCGAACGUGACAUUCUAUUGCCCUGAUUUCGCCGUCAGUGUAGAAUAA
Beauveria bassiana ARSEF 2860 is the source of this 1020-nucleotide messenger RNA. Its product is annotated as endoglucanase, putative. Gene Ontology annotation, biological process: polysaccharide catabolic process. The coding region runs from base 1 to 1020 and encodes 339 amino acids. The record is from RefSeq and is a predicted model, not a curated record. Gene Ontology annotation, molecular function: cellulase activity. The transcript has 4 exons. NCBI's taxonomy places the organism in Eukaryota, Fungi, Ascomycota, Sordariomycetes, Hypocreales, Cordycipitaceae.